This is a messenger RNA of Haemonchus placei, 1473 nucleotides long. The record is from the annotation of a GenBank genome assembly. NCBI's taxonomy places the organism in Eukaryota, Metazoa, Nematoda, Chromadorea, Rhabditida, Trichostrongylidae.
AUGUCACGAGCUGGGGUACCUCAAGCCACAAUACUUCGACGAUGCCUUGAAUUUCAUGAGGAGGAUCCGAAUCGAAAGGCUUUCAUUCCAUCCGAAGAUGAACAGAAUCCAAUCAGUUUCAAACAACUCUAUGACUAUUCAACGGCUCUUUCAUCAUGGUUCAUUGAAAAUGGAUUUCAGAAGGGCGAUGUUAUUUUAUUGUACAUGACAAACUGUUGGCAGUUUGUUGCUUGCUGCCUUGGAGCAUGGUCUGCUGGACUGAUCGUAUCUCCUGCUAGCAGCUCGUUUACUGAAUAUGGCAAUGACGUACUCGAUCUCAUGAAGAUUUUCUCUACUCGACGUCCCACUCCCCAAGCACCAGUAAGGAUCGAUAUGGAACGGGACCUAGUCUGCCUACCGUAUUCAAGUGGUACAAGUGGAGUGCCAAAAGGUGUAAUGAUAUCACAUAAAAACUAUGCAAUGAUGUUGUCAGCAUUCGUUAGGAAACAGGACGAUGAUUACAAAUCGCUGGGUUUCGAGAAAUACGUCCCACCUACACAUGCCCUUGCUCAUCUUCCCUUCUAUCACGUCAUGGGAUUGUUCGGAAUGUUAGUUGCAUUAUAUCAUGGCACUACACAGAUUAUUAUGGACAAGUUCGACCUGAAGACACUUCUUCGACAUAUCCAGAAUUACAAGUUGACAACGGUGGCUGUGGUACCGGCUAUGGCUCUGAUGAUAGCUGACUCACCUCUGCUCGACGAAUAUGAUCUCUCCUCACUGAAGAUAAUCGCGUGCGGUGCUGCACCACUGGGUACGGCAAUCGUUGAUCGUCUUUUGGAACGUCUACCGGGCAUUAUUUUCCGACAAGGAUAUGGUAUGACCGAGCUGUCCGUUGCGUCACAUAUCGGCUCACUUGACACACCUGAAGGUAGCGUUGGUAAACUGAUGCCCGGGACGAAAAUGAAGGUGGUGGCAGAGGAUGGACGACUUUGUGGACCUUACGAGAACGGUGAAAUGUGGAUCAGCGGCCCUCAAGUGAUGAUAGGUUAUUGGAACAGGCCGGACCAAACAAAAGAAACUUACGAUAGCGAUGGAUUCAUGCGAACAGGUGAUAUCGUCUACUACGAUAAAGAUGGGUUUACGUUCAUUUGUGAUCGACAAAAGGAACUAAUAAAAGUCAAUGGGAAACAGGUGUCACCAUCCGAAAUCGAAUCCGUUCUGUUGGCUAUUCCGGGCAUUACUGAUUGCUGUGUGAUUGGCAUACCCGACGAGAAGUUUGGAGAGAUCCCGAUGGCAUACGUCAUCUCAAAAGUCGUCACUGAAGAGCAAAUAUCAGCAUUUGUCAAUGAACGACUGGCAUCGUACAAACGUUUACGAGGAGGAGUGAAAUUUGUCGACGAAAUUCCUCGAACAUCUACUGGUAAACUGCUUCGGAGAGAGUUGAAGGAUCGACACCUCAAAUUGAUGGAGAAACGAUACCGUAGUCGAAUUUAG